AGAAAGAUGGCAAGAGUUCACUCGACCGCAGGGUUGUUCCUGACUGUGGUGUUCAUAGCCACGUCUUUCGGCAAACCAGCCUACGAUGACUCUUCUAACGAGGACCAUUCGGCGCAUCUGCGAGCCCGAAGUGCGCAUGCACAGUCAAGGGCAACAGCGCCCACCGACCAGGAGCGCACGCCCGAGUACUGGAGCGACAUGGCGCGGGCGUCCCUCGCCGCCGCUCUCCGCCUGCAGACCUUAAACACGAACGUGGCCAAGAACGUGGUGCUGUUCCUGGGAGACGGGAUGGGCGUCUCCACGGUAACCACGGCCCGGAUCCUGAAGGGCCAAAAGGCGGGAAACCCGGGAGAGGAGGCCGUGUUGGCCAUGGACUCUCUACCGUACACCGCCAUGUCGAAGACCUACAAUAUCGACGCGCAAGUGCCCGACUCAGCCGGGACUGCCACGGCGUUCCUGUGCGGGGUGAAGGCGGAGAGCGGGGUGGUCGGCGUGGACGGCAAGACACGGUACGGCAACUGCAGUUCCUCCAAGGGUCGCGAGGUGGAGUCCAUCAUCGUGCACGCAGAGAGAGCAGGAAAGUCAACAGGAAUCGUGACCACUGCCCGGGUGACCCACGCCACGCCGGCGGCGGCCUACGCUCACUCCGCCGCACGCGGCUGGGAGGCCGACAGCGACCUGACCGCCGAGGCCCGGGACAACAACUGCACCGACAUCGCCUAUCAACUGGUGGAGGAAGCGCCUGAUAUAGAGGUUAUUAUGGGAGGGGGAAGACGGAUGUUCACGCCCCGGAGCAUGGCGGAUCCGGAAUCCGGAUCCGGAGAUCGAGACGACGGCGUGGAUCUUAUCCAGCGCUGGCAGGACGGAAAAUCCGGAACGGCACGCUACGUCUGGAACGGGACGGACUUCAGGGAUGUCGACCCGGACUCAACGGAUUACCUUCUAGGUCUGUUUGAGAGGAGUCACAUGAAGUACUCUGCUGACCGCACCUCAGACCCGGCCGAGGAGCCGACCAUCGCCGACAUGACCAGGAAGGCGAUACAAAUCCUCCAGAAAAACCCGAACGGGUUCUUCCUGCUAGUUGAAGGAGGUCGAAUUGACCACGGCCAUCACGGGGCCACGGCAGUCAAAGCUCUAGAGGACACCGUGGCGUUUGAUGACGCUGUGCAGGUGGCUAAAGACAUGCUGAGCACGUCUGACAGCCUGAUUGUGGUGACAGCGGACCACUCCCACACACUGGCGUUUGCGGGCUACCCUGACAGGGGACAUCCCAUAUUUGGUAAAAACGUGUACAGAUACUCCACGCCUGACAACGACUGGGACGGUCUGCCGUACACCACCCUGCUGUACGGGAACGGCGCCGGGUACGGACUGGAGGAGACUACCCGGGGGAACGACACGCACGUCACACGGCAGAACAUCACCGACGUCAAUACAGCGGAUAAGGAGUACAGACAACAGAGCGCCGUCCCGCUCCGGAGUGAGACACACGCGGGGGAAGACGUCAUCAUCAUGGCGGACGGACCCAUGGCACACCUGUUCCACGGCGUGCAGGAGCAACACUACAUCGCCCAUGUGAUGAUGUACGCAGCCUGUCUGGGGGAGUACACCGACCACUGUGACAAACCGGCCACGCCUAAACCCGUCAGGGACGCAGGGACUGCCGCUAGGGGGAGCCUCUACACUGUCGGCUUGACUGCAGUUCUUUGCGGGCUACAGAUGCUGGCGGGCACGCGUUUCUAUCGAAAAGCGCACUUGGUCAAUUGCACGGAGCGUUUGAAAAAAAGCUGUGUAUUUUUAAAUUCUUUGCCAAUGAUGGAUGCGGAGAAGCUGCUCGGAGUCGGCCACGACGGCUCGCACCGGCACCGUGAGCGUGGCCCCGGACCUCCCGGUUCCCUCGUCACGGUGCUCUCGGUGGCGGCGGCUCUCGUGUUGGUCGUGUCGCUGGUCGCCGUCAUGCAGGGCAGGGCGCAAGUUACGAGUCUCGAGAUCGAGCUAUCUUCCCUCAAGAUCCAGCUGGAAGUCGAGCGGGAAGAAAAGAGCCGUACUGACAUAGAGGUAUUGAACCUCAAGGAACGACUUCUUAAAAGGGAGGAGGAAAAGGACGUAGCUGCCUUAAAAGAACGUCUGGCAAAACUUGAGAGCAAGAUUCAAGGCGAUGAUGAUCUGGGGCAAAGCCUAAGCUUCAGUACAAACGAAGAGUUGGAGUUGUCAGACAAUAGUGACAUAGGAUCAAACCACGAUGAUGGUGAUGACGUAGAUCAAGAUGAUACCAGGGACACCGACACCCCCUGGCAACUUUGGGAUGAACUGCACGACAGGGCAAAGCGAUCAAGCGUGUCCACGAAUACUGACAGCGAUGUGUACAACGAGAGGCGCCGAGAACAGGUUGAGAACGAGCGCACGCCCGAGUACUGGAGCGACAUGGCGCGGGCGUCCCUCUCCGCCGCUCUCCGCCUGCAGACCUUAAACACGAACGUGGCCAAGAACGUGGUGCUGUUCCUGGGAGACGGGAUGGGCGUCUCCACGGUAACCACGGCCCGGAUCCUGAAGGGACAAAAGGCGGGAAACCCGGGAGAGGAGACCGUGUUGGCCAUGGACUCACUACCGUACACCGCCAUGUCGAAGACGUACAGCAUUGACCGACAGGUUCCAGAGUCAUCUGCAUGUGCCACGGCGUUCCUCUGUGGCGUCAAGACCAACCGAGGACUGGUCGGGCUGGACGGGCGAGCGACGUCCAAAAACUGUAGUUCCGCCAAGGGUCACGAGGUGGCGUCCAUUCUCGUGCACGCAGAGAGAGCAGGGAAGUCGACAGGAAUCGUCACCACCACCCGGGUUACCCACGCCACGCCGGCGGCGGCCUACGCUCACUCCGCCGCACGCGGCUGGGAGGCCGACAACAAGCUGACCGCCGAGGCCCGGGACAACAACUGCACCGACAUCGCCUAUCAACUGGUUGAAGAAGCGCCCGAUAUAGAGGUGAUAUUAGGAGGAGGCCGUCAGGCCUUUCUAACAAACAACAUGGCGGACCCUGAAGACGGGACGAGGGGACAUAGGACCGACAGCAGGGAUCUGAUCCGCCGAUGGCUGGACAGAAAAACCGGCCCGGCCCGGUACGUCUGGAACCAGACGGAAUUCAACAGUGUAGAUCCGGAGUCAGUGGAUUAUCUCCUCGGUCUGUUUGAACCAAACCACAUGCGGUACUCCGUAGACCGGCCUAACGACACGGCAGGGGAGCCCAGUCUGGCUGACAUGACCAGGAAGGCGAUACAAAUCCUGCAGAAGAACCAGAAGGGAUUCUUCCUGCUGGUGGAGGGAGGUCGAAUUGACCACGCCCACCACUCAUCCAAGGCGGUCAAGGCUCUAGAGGACACCCUGGCGUUUGAUGACGCUGUGCAGGUGGCUAAAGACAUGCUGAGCACGUCUGACAGCCUGAUUGUGGUGACGGCGGACCACUCCCACACACUGGCGUUUGCGGGCGACCCUGACAGGGGACAUCCCAUAUUUGGGAAAUUGGAGACCUCCAGGGUACUAGACGACCUACCGUACACGACCCUGCUAUACGGCACCGGUCCAGGACACAACAUCAACGGCAACCGGCAUAACAUUACAGAUGUCGACACAGCGGAUAAGGAGUACAGACAACAGAGCGCCGUUCCAAUGCGAACGGAGACGCACGGAGGUGAUGACGUCAUCAUCAUGGCGGACGGACCCAUGGCACACCUGUUCCACGGCGUGCAGGAGCAACACUACAUCGCACACGUCAUCAUGUACGCGGCGUGUGUGGGGGAGUACACCCACGGCUGUGACAUGCGCACUCCGCCGGUCAACCCGAGACCGAGCAAGAGUGCAGGGAACACCAGAGUCGCUAGAGGGGGCACUUAUGUCAUCACACUAGUCAUCACUAUCGCCUGUAGUCUUUCUGUGCUCUUUUGAUUGAUAUUGAAUUAAACUACUCUAUACACCAAGAGUUCCGUUGCCAACAUGGAGUCGUGUUGUUAACAUGGCAGGAACACACGAAAUGCUGGCAAGCUGGGAACUGUCAAAUGCAGGAAAAACAGAUACAAAAACUCUAUCAUACCAUAAACACUAGUCAUCAGAAAACUUGAACAGAGAAAAAUAUUUUGCCUUAUGAGAUGAAGACGUUAGAUCCGGUAAGUCGUACAGAUCUUGAUACUGUUUGCAAAAUAUACUUAUGCGCAUUAUAUAUUAAGGUUUUAUCUUUUUUAUUCAUUUGUAAUAGAUACUUGGAAUUAUAUUAAGCCGUGAUGGAAUUGUUGUUAAAUAUUGAGGAAAAUGACUUGCUUUAUAUUAUGGAUGUAAAUACUACUGUAACCACUGUCUUUUAGAAAAUAUUUAAUGAAAUUCGCAAUUCAGCGAAAUGGCUACGAGUGAUUUUAACCUCAA
Messenger RNA from Branchiostoma belcheri (Belcher's lancelet), 4407 nucleotides. RefSeq lists its product as uncharacterized. The record is from RefSeq and is a predicted model, not a curated record. The coding region runs from base 7 to 3936 and encodes 1309 amino acids. NCBI's taxonomy places the organism in Eukaryota, Metazoa, Chordata, Leptocardii, Amphioxiformes, Branchiostomatidae. Gene Ontology annotation, molecular function: alkaline phosphatase activity. The transcript is spliced from 24 exons. Gene Ontology annotation, biological process: dephosphorylation.